GUAUAAUCAGAAUUUCACAUCCAUUCAUUGCUCUGCAUCCGAGCAUUCGCUGCCCCUCUGGGUGAAAGGUCAGAUGUAGCUGCUAAGUUCUGAGAAAUCAAACAGCCUAUUGAGUCAAGAUAAGCCAACAGUCCACAGGAGAGGAUGGUAGAAAGAAAAAUGAAAAUCGAUUUUGCGCCUGUGAACGUGCCCCUCCAAAGGAGGCUGCAGACUGCCGCCGUGGCACAGUGGGUCUUCUGCUUCCUGGGUCUGGCACCUACCUGCAUUUUGCUGUUCUUCUACCUUCUCUUCACUCGCUUCUGGCUGAUCAGCGUGCUCUACGCCGUCUGGUGGUACUAUGACUAUGACACCCCGGCACGCGGAGGCCGCAGGGCGCCCUUUCUGUGCGGCCUUAAACUCUGGAAGCACAUGCGGGAUUAUUUUCCCAUUAAGUUGGUGAAGACAGCUGACCUGGACCCCAGACACAAUUACAUCCUGGGCUUCCACCCUCACGGAGUGCUGGUAGCAGGAGCCUUCACCAACUUUUGCACCUACGCCACCGGCUUCCCGCAGCUUUUCCCAGGCAUUACCAGCUACAUGCUCAUGCUGCCUUUGUGGUUCAGAGCCCCGUUCUUCAGAGACUACAUUAUGUGUGCUGGUCUGAUUCCAUCGGACAAAGAGAGUGCUACUUAUCCGCUCCGCAUGAGGCGAGGUGGCAGUGCUGUUGUGAUAGCUGUUGGCGGAGCCCCAGAGGCCCUUGAUGCUCAUCCUGGUACCUUCAAUGUGCUCUUGGCAAAUAAGAAAGGCUUCAUCAAAAUGGCGAUUGAGAAUGGAGCUCACCUGGUGCCAGUUUUCUCCUUUGGUGAGAAUGAAGUGUUUGACCAAGUGGAAAACCCCAGAGGGACCUGGCUUCGGUGGGUACAGGAAAAGCUGCAAAGCAUCAUGGGUAUAUCCCUGCCUCUGUUCCACGCUCGUGGCAUUUUCCAGUACUCCUUUGGCCUGAUGCCCUACAGACGACCUAUCCAUACAGUCGUGGGCCGGCCCAUUAAGGUGGAGAAGAAGCGGAAGCCGACUGCCGAGGAACUCGAUGCCCUCCACCAGCUGUAUAUGGAUGAGCUCAGCAAUUUGUUUGAUGAGCACAAAGGCAAAUAUGGGAUCGACAAGGAUGUCCAUCUAAAUUUUGUCUGACCUUGGCCCUUCGAACGAAGGGAACUAAAUGUCUUCAGUAUUUAUUUGUUAAGCUCCGAUGCUGCAGGUUCAUUUAGUUUUAACGUUUAAUCUAAGUUAGUUCAUUUGAUUCUUAUGGAACCAUAUGUUCGAUAUAGCUACAGUGUAAAAAAAAAAAAAAAAGGGCUGCAUUUUCUUUAAUUUGAGUAAAACCAUACAUGUGGUAGGAAAGUAUUUCAUUAGGUUAAAUGAAAGGUUAAUAGUUUAUGGGACACCAGAUUACUCACAGUUAAGUUUUUUCUAAUAUUUUACCAA
Cyprinodon variegatus (sheepshead minnow) is the source of this 1461-nucleotide messenger RNA. It is a transcript of the gene mogat2, whose product is annotated as monoacylglycerol O-acyltransferase 2. NCBI's taxonomy places the organism in Eukaryota, Metazoa, Chordata, Actinopteri, Cyprinodontiformes, Cyprinodontidae. Gene Ontology annotation, cellular component: endoplasmic reticulum membrane. Gene Ontology annotation, molecular function: 2-acylglycerol O-acyltransferase activity; diacylglycerol O-acyltransferase activity. Gene Ontology annotation, biological process: triglyceride biosynthetic process; diacylglycerol biosynthetic process. Bases 145 to 1167 code for a protein of 340 amino acids. The record is from RefSeq and is a predicted model, not a curated record. The transcript has 7 exons.